Messenger RNA from Hypomesus transpacificus, 2975 nucleotides. RefSeq names its product tripartite motif containing 107 (gene trim107). The record is from RefSeq and is a predicted model, not a curated record. Lineage: Eukaryota; Metazoa; Chordata; Actinopteri; Osmeriformes; Osmeridae. Bases 664 to 2199 code for a protein of 511 amino acids. The transcript has 2 exons.
UUGUAUUGACUAUAUGAACAAUACGUCCAAGCGAGUACAGUAGUGGUUUGCCAAAAUUACACAAAUGAGUAAGUUUAUGGUAUGGCUAAUGAAAGCUUGCGGUUUUCGUUAUUGUCGGUCAGCUAUUGUCAUGCGCGCGUGCACCUGGAAAAAAGUGUCCCUCAUUUGGGGUUGAGGAAGUUGGCAACCCUACGGAUAGAUGAUUUGUAUAAUUUAAUAAGAGCAACUGAAAUGUUAAUUAUGCGGCGAUAUAGGACUACUGACUUUUGAGAUAUACUUUUUUUUAUGGGUUUUUCGUUUCCAGAUCAUGUGAUUGGGGUGAACUGCCAAUAUUUGAACAGAAACCAUUGUCUCCGCUGUUUCAAGACUGUAGGUAGCAAUGUAACAACAGGUGUCUCAAAAUGUGUAUUUCAUCGCUGCAAUUGGAGUAGGCCUACAUCGCAGUAAAAGGUUUUAAAAUAUAUUUGUGACUCCAUAACAUCGUGCUGUUUUGGAUCUUGAAGGCUACUUUUGGAAUCAUAUAGGCCUACAUACGCCCAACUUUCGAGACAGGUGCGCACCUUGCCACAAUGUUUCUGUAACCAAAAUGUUAUUAGGGGAAUUUACCUUUUCAAGCGCGCGGGACAGCUAACGUCAACGAUUUGUAACUUUUGUAAAGCCACCAUGUCACUUGGUGAGAUGGAUGGGCCUCUGGCAUUGGAGCUGAGCUGUCCUAUCUGCCUGCAGUUAUUUUUGGAACCAGUGUCUUUACCCUGUGGCCACAUCUACUGCAUGGCCUGCCUGCAGAAGGCAGUGGAUGCGGACCACCAUCACUGCCCUGAGUGCCAGACAGAAUAUCAAGGAACCAAGGACCUGAGGAAAAACUUCAAGAUGUGUAGCAUCAUUGAGAGAUACAAAGCCACAGCAGGAAGCCGUCCUACAAAUAUUGAACCCACGUCUGACACUGACUACACAGGUACACCUCAGGUGGUCCAGCAGGUGGCGGUAGCAACUAACCCGACCAAUUUUGAUAGCUCAGGGUGUCCUGAAAAAAGGCAACAGGAGUCAGACCUGGGGGGCAAACAGGCUUUUCAUAUUGCUGGUCCAUUAUCCAGCUCCUCAAAUAAUGAACUAGAUAAUCCCAAAGCCAAAACAGAAAUGGAUGAACUAAAAGACAAACUAGCAUCCCAAUUGGCAGAGCUGACACACAAAUUACAAAUGUCAGAGGAGCAUCUGAAGAAGGGAGAGGUUAGGGAGGUGGAGGUGAAGGCCUACAACAGCCAGUUGAGAGUUAGGACAGCCAGGCAGCUGGAGCAGAUAAUGGAGUUAAUGCUAAAUUACAGCGAGGGGGUGACAAAUUUAAUUGAGGUAGAACUUAAACCCAUUGAGGAGGGUAUGGAAAGUCGCAGGAAACAAGCAGUAGAGGUAACCAAGCAUCUGAGCGAAGCACACUUCCAGGCUGAAUCCUUAUUGACUGAGAAAGAUGAGACUGUGUUUAACACUGAACUCCGGAUGGUACUGCCACGCAUCGCAGAGCUGAUGGCCCAGCCAUUGAAAAACUGGGAUGGUAAUCUUGAAUCCCAAAUCAACCCAGACCGGGUUUGUUCUGAGCUGGAACGGAAAAAUGUUGAGUUGAGGAUCGGACUUGGGGCGGCUCAGCGCUCUAUACGAAACAUCCUCAACCCCUCAGAGUUGACCUUUGACCUUGAAACAGCUCAUCCCAACCUCGUCCUAUCAGAAGACCUAAAGACGGUGACCUAUAGUGCAGUGAAACAGGCCUACCCAAUCCUGCAACAAAGAUUCAGCAGUUUCCUCCAGGUGCUCAGCUCCCAGAGCUUCUAUGGAGGCGAGCAUUGUUGGGAGGUGGAACUAGACGGUGCCCCCUGGAUUGUAGGUGUAUGUUACAGCAGUAAGCUGGAACGUAGCGGGCUAGCUAGUGCCUUGGAGAGCAGCCGCAGUUCCUGGUGCCUGAUGUGGGUUGAUAACCUGCUCAGAGCCUUUGAGCAAGGCCAUGAUGUUCCACUGAAGAGGACCACAAUGCUGCGCAGGAUGGAGAUCAGGCUCAGCUUCAAGACCAAGAGACUGAGCUUCUACCAUGUGAGCCCUUGCAGUGGGAAGACUCACAUGUACACCUUUAAGGCCAACCUUACGGAGCCAGUCCACCUGGCCUACAGGAUGAUGGCAGGCCAACCUAAGGCAUACAUCACAGUGCGUUCGUGAGAGCCUAACUGUGAUGGCAGUGUAUACGUUUAAGUUGUUAGAGUAACAAACAAAAAAAAUAAUUACACAUUUUAUGUGAAUGCAGUACUCAGUGCUGCAAUAAUAUAAUCCAGAAUAGUUUUGCAAGAUUAAAAUAAAAUGUAUAACUAUUUAGGUUGGUUUAAGCGCAUUUUAGGCAUCUGUGAAGUCACAUUGCUUGCCAAAAAAGUUUUACGAAUAAAAUUUGAUUUGAAAGGGAUCAAGGUUGGUUUGUUGUUGUUGAUUUUAUGUGUCUAUCCAAUUCAUUUACAUGUUUUUGGGACAUUUUUUGGGACUGUAUGUUCUGGAUGUAAACAUUGAUGCUGGUUGCAAUGUAUUGUUCUAGAAACAUUUGUAUCUGUGGUGACAUGAAAACCAGAGGAAACAAUAAAGUAAUCAAGUUUAACACCUAUUCAUAUUAUUUGCAUGCAAUAAAGGUCAGAUGUCUCAGACCAAUUAACUUAACAUUUUCAAGUCACUGUCUUUCAGACGUUAACUGCACCACCUUUGGUUAUUGCCUGUUUUUGGGGCUUUGUAUAUUCAUUUGCAUUGAGUAAACAUGUUUUAACUGCCAAAUAGUAAGCUUAAGUAUUUGGCAGUGUAUUCACGUGUUGAAGGGAAAUUAGGAAAGCUACAGUUUUCAAUCUCAGUCCAGGUACAGCAAUACAUCAAACCAAUGAAUAUACUGAUAUAACUAGAGGGUACAAUUUCUGGGAAAAUUGUGAGGCGUGCUUCCAUCCGUUGCAGAUGAGUCAAUU